Arabis nemorensis is the source of this 1383-nucleotide messenger RNA. The record is from the annotation of a GenBank genome assembly. Lineage: Eukaryota; Viridiplantae; Streptophyta; Magnoliopsida; Brassicales; Brassicaceae.
AUGUUAAUGGCAAAACAUAUCGAUAUAAUCCAAAAGCUUAAUGUCUAUCCAAGAUUUCAAAACCAAGAUCAGAAGAAACUAAUCACCCUCUCCAACUUGGACCGUCAAUGUCCUUUACUCAUGUACAUGGUUUUCUUCUACAAGAAAACCACAAUUCGUGACUUUGAUUUGGUCUUCUCCGACUUGAAACUCGGGCUGGAGGAGACUCUGUCUAUGUGGUAUCCGGCCGCCGGGAGGUUGGUUAUGGACGGAGGUGGCUGCAAGCUUAACCUCCGGUGUAAUGGUGGCGGCGCAGUCAUGGUGGAGGCGGUGGCAACAGGUGUCAAGUUGUCGGAGCUUGGUGACUUGACUCAUUACAAUGAGUUCUAUGAGACUUUGGUUUAUAAGCCUUCCUUUGAUGGUGAUUUCUCUGUGAUGCCUCUUGUUGUUGCUCAGGUGACAAGAUUUGCAUGUGGAGGCUACUCAAUUGGAAUCGGUACAAGCCAUUCAUUAUUUGAUGGAAUCUCAGCUUACGAAUUUAUUCAUGCGUGGGCUUUUAACUCUCAAAUUCACGUUAAAUCCAAUGGUAAAAUUACCAAUAAAAACGAUUAUUUGGCCAUCAAACCGGUUCAUGAUCGAGAAAAUCUACUGUUUAACCGGGACGCUAUCCGGGUAACCAAGGCUGCAGCCAUUUACCAUCUGUACCAGCUGAUCAGACAGGCGAUGAUGACAUCCCAUCAGGGGCAAAAUGGUAAUUUUGAGUUAUCAGACUCUCCUUUCGUGAUCAAAACCUUUGAGCUUAAUGGUGAAACUAUAGAAAACAUGAAGAAGAGAUCACCGGAAGGGUUCUCGUGCUCCUCCUUUGAGUUUCUUGCUGCUCAUUUGUGGAAGGCAAGAACAAGGGCUUUAGGGUUGAGAGAAGACGCGAUGGUCUGUCUACAAUUCGCGGUGGACAUCAGGAAGAGGACAGAGCCACCGCUACCAGAAGGAUAUUCCGGCAACGCCUACGUGCUUGCCUCGGUGGCGUCCACUGCCAGGGAAUUACUCGAAGACCUAACUCUCGAGUCAAUAGUCAACAAGAUUAGAGAAGCCAAGAAAUCAAUUGAUCAAGACUACAUCAACGCUUAUAUGGAGGCACUUGGAGGUGGUGAUCAAAGAAAUGAUGGAAAUCUCCCUCCUCUCAAAGAGCUAACCCUAAUCUCCGACUGGACAAAAAUGUCAUUUCACAGUAUUGGUUUUGGUAACGGCGGCGAACCGGCGGAUUGCGUGGCACCAUUGUGUCCUCCGGUGCCACAAAUUGCUUAUUUCAUGAAGAACCCUAAAGAUGCUAAAGGAGUUAUUGUGAGGAUUGGUUUGGACCCACGAGAUGUGGAUGAUUUUUCAAAUAAUUUCCUUGGUUACUAG